Molecule: messenger RNA, 2417 nt
Organism: Syzygium oleosum
Lineage: Eukaryota; Viridiplantae; Streptophyta; Magnoliopsida; Myrtales; Myrtaceae
Product: phytoene synthase 2, chloroplastic-like
Exons: 7
Coding region: 968-2242 (424 amino acids)
Biological process (GO): carotenoid biosynthetic process
Molecular function (GO): geranylgeranyl diphosphate synthase activity
Source: RefSeq, a predicted model, not a curated record
CUUCCGCUAUUCUAUUCUAUUACAGUGCCCCUUGAUCGGGGGGAUGCGACCCUCCUGUCCUUUGCUCAAAAUAUGGAUUCACCCGGCGGCAUUUGAUUGAAUGCCGACCCGGAAACCUUGACCCACCACUGGUCCAACGGAGCUUGAAAGGGCUGAACCAAUCGCCGUUGAAGAUACCAGGACAGGAAAGUGGGCUCAGAUUCAUUCCCUCCCCCGGCAAAAGUACAGAAGAGGGGGAGGAAAAGGAAGGGGAGAAAAUUUUGUGUGAAAAGACGGAGAACAGGAGCAGAGAAAGCAAAGAGGCAAGCGAAACGUCGCGAUAGUCUCGAACACUCCAGAGCGUGGCGGUUGUUAGUUUUUUCCCUUUUCUUUUUUGUUCUCUUCUCUCCAUCUUUUCUUUGCUGUGACGUUCAUGCUUGGAAGCCCCCCGCGCGCUUUUUUUUUUUUAAUCAAUUCGCGGGAUUCAGUGGAGCCACUGGUUCGAUUCAAGGGGGUGCGUGUGGCGAGGACAAGUGGGCUUCUUCCACCAUGUCACCGCAUUGGAUUUCAUCACGUAUGGCGUAUGCUGGCUUUCCUUCAGUGACCCCUCCAUCUUUUCUGGCCAUUAUAUUGCGCUGGUGUUGGGAGUGAUUGAAACGCGUUAGAGAGAGAGAGGGGUGCGAGGGCGAGUGCGAUUUCGCUCGACAGAGAAGGAAAGUGGGGGGAAGAGAGAAAAGAAAACUUUUUCAUUCGUCCCUUUAAACCAGCACGAGCCGUGUUUUUUCACCUUGUCUGUCUCUUCGAAGAUUUAGGCCCAUUAAUCAUGUGACAGAUUGCCGUUCAUGUGAAGUGCUGUUGACGGAGCUUGGUUUUUUACUGCGCCAGAGCUCCAUUCUCGUGCUGGGUCAGCUCGAUCUUACGCAGCAAUUCUUGAUCCUCCAGUCACAGAGUGCAGUGAAGUGAGGUGAAUUCAUUCGAGUUUGGCAACAUGCCCAUGACAUUAACAUGGGUUGCGACCACCCUCAGCCCAGGGACCAUACCCACGAGCCUCGGUUUUGUCGACUCGUUUCGCUUCUCAGAUUCGUCAAGAUUCGUACUUGGAGACAGACUGCGAGUGUUCAGCCACGGGACAAAGAAGGGUAGAAGCCAGAAACUGAGUUGGUGCUCGAUAAGCAGCCCGAGCACGGCCUCGAGCUUGAUUGCUAGCCCGGCAGCGGGGGAAGAAGAAGCUGCCGCGCCCGUGUCGUCGGAGCAGAGGGUGAACAGCGUGGUGCUGAAGCAGGCGGCUCUGGUGAGCGAGCGACUGAGGUCAAAUGCCAAUCUGGAGGUCAAACCUGAUAUUGUUCUUCCGGGAACUUUGAGCUUGUUGAGCGAUGCGUACGACAGAUGCGGCGAAGUCUGCGCUGAAUAUGCCAAGACUUUUUACUUGGGGACGUUGCUCAUGACUCCGGAAAGGCGAAGAGCUAUAUGGGCGAUAUAUGUUUGGUGCAGGAGGACAGAUGAACUUGUAGAUGGGCCUAAUGCUUCUCACAUAACGCCUACUGCUUUAGAUAGGUGGGAAUCGAGGUUGGAAGAACUUUUUCAAGGGCGUCCAUUCGAUAUGUUUGAUGCUGCUUUAUCAGAUACUGUUGCCAAAUUCCCGGUUGACAUUCAGCCAUUUAAAGACAUGACUGAAGGGAUGAGGAUGGACCUCAGGAAGUCACAAUACAAGAACUUUGACGAGCUAUAUCUCUAUUGCUAUUAUGUGGCAGGUACUGUCGGUUUGAUGAGCGUUCCAGUCAUGGGAAUCGCACCUGACUCCCAGGCAACAACAGAGAGUGUCUAUAAUGCUGCAUUGGCCUUGGGAAUAGCUAAUCAGCUAACCAACAUUCUCAGGGAUGUCGGCGAAGAUGCAAGAAGAGGAAGGAUUUAUCUGCCACAAGAUGAGUUAGCCCUGGCGGGACUUUCAGAUGAUGACAUAUUCGCAGGGAAGGUCACAGAUAAAUGGAAGUACUUCAUGAAGAAUCAGAUCAGGAGGGCGAGGAUGUUCUUCGAUGAGGCGGAGAAAGGAGUGACCCAGCUGAAUGAAGCCAGUAGAUGGCCGGUAUUGGCAUCUCUGUUGCUGUACCGUCAGAUUCUGGACGAAAUCGAAGCUAACGACUACAACAACUUCACAAGGCGGGCUUAUGUGAGCAAGGUCAAGAAAUUAGCUUUUCUGCCCAUUGCUUAUACUAAGUCUCUCGUCGCUCCGGCACGAACAUCAUCUCCUCUUAUCAAGGCAUGACCAAAUCAAAUACAAUGAUCAAAUCAGCUUCCUCAAGGAGGGGCAAAGAGAGGGGGAGAGGGAGGAAUUAGCAUGCAUCUGUACAUUUGAUAUCGAUAUACUGCAAAAAAAAGUGGUCAUAAAUUUGUAUUGAUUUGUCUUUGAAAGCUGUAAAAAAGGUGUGGAAAUUUCCCUC